Molecule: messenger RNA, 1578 nt
Organism: Fusarium musae
Lineage: Eukaryota; Fungi; Ascomycota; Sordariomycetes; Hypocreales; Nectriaceae
Exons: 2
Coding region: 1-1578 (525 amino acids)
Molecular function (GO): protein binding
Source: RefSeq, a predicted model, not a curated record
AUGGCCCAUCAUCAAGCGCGGACGAUGGCUAUGGAUCCGCCACAUAUCACUGAAUUUGCUUCUGAGCGUUACUUCGAAAAGCUAAGCCAGCUCAAUGCACAUCAACAUCAGCACCAACCUCCUCCGAUUCGAGAUAAUCUAGAUACCUCCACGUCGCCCUCGAGAUUUAUUCUGCCUCUACGAGAAACAAAAACCGUCGAUGUUGAACCUUCAAGGCCCCUUGACCAGAAGCGUGAUAAGUCAAGGUUUUUCGGCCUUCGCUCCAAGGUCUCGAUACUCCACUCUAAAUCGAAUGUCCCGUCUGGUCAUGCGCCUCGAGUGUCUGUAGAAACGCCGCAAAAAAGUGCUAGCUUCGAUCAGCUCUUCCUAGGACUUCCCAACGAAUUACAGAUUCAAAUCAUUUCUGCCCUCCCACUAACCGACGUCCUGAACCUCCGACUUGCCUCCAAAUCGUGGCAUACUCUCGUCACUUUCAACGAAAAUACUAUCGCUCGAUAUCAUCUCGAAAAUCAUAUUCCCGCCUACGCCUCCCGCCUAUACCCUAUCACAGACCCGAGCGAGAUCAACUUCCAACAUUUAUGCGGGAUAUGGCAUCGAUUACACGUCGCUGCCAAGCUAGCCUUUCUAAUGUGUGAAUGGAUCACAAAAGAUAUCUUCCUUCGCCAGACUGAAGCUCAACGACUUGCAUUUGCACCCCAGAACGAGCGCAUGCGACGACGCCUAAUACCUCUUCUAUUUACCAUAUUCCACUUCUUCGAGACGUACCGGAAAUUGUACCUAAAGCGUAUGGCUGAGAACGGAGGAAAAGGAUUGAGAAGGGAACCUUAUACUUUGAACCCUAUUGAAGCUGAAAUCAUGAGCAUGUACGACGACCAAACCUUAUUAAGAGUCCACGAAGUCUUUCCCCUUGUAAUAUCAUCGUUCUGUCGGAGACUCCGACCACCGACAUAUGUUGGUAGAGUCGAGCGGUCACUUCGUGGUUAUAUUCGGGAGAAACCGUCUGAUGAUAUGCAUGUUGCAAUUUUGUGCAUUGGUGGACUCCGACAAGUGGAAAGGCUAUGGGAAAUCAAGGGCUACAACAGCAGGCGUGGCGCUGUUGACACAUGGUUCAAUGCUCUCACGAAAGAGGCGCCAUCUACUGAACAGCCAGCAUCGAAGCCGAAACGAGGUCUUUUCGGACGCAAAAAAUCCACUAGUGAAGCUCGAUCGUCUGGUACUGUAUUGAACAAGGUCCGGAGUUCUGGCUCAAUAGAUGGAAAUAUGGAUUGGGAGACCAAUCUUGUCUUCAACACGAGCUUAUCUGCUGGGGCUCCCAUGUCACCUCUUACUUCGCAACAGGCUCAGGCAUUGCUCAGCGACCUUCCAGUACUGCAACAGAUCUGGCUCACAACAGCCGAAGCUUUGAUCCUUCAGCGUCGGGUUGUCGAGCGUCCACAGGAUAUCAAACGCAACCAACAGGUCAUGCUGGAUUUGAUCAGUGAAGAUGGACUGGUAGAAGAGGACGAAUGGUGGUACGGCCGCAGCAUUCCCGAUUCUGUGCGGCCUCCCGUCGGUGUCACUGAUGACGAUGCGGAUUAA